Sphaeroforma arctica JP610 is the source of this 735-nucleotide messenger RNA. RefSeq lists its product as hypothetical. Gene Ontology annotation, biological process: transmembrane transport. The transcript is spliced from 2 exons. The annotation marks the transcript as partial. The record is from RefSeq and is a predicted model, not a curated record. Gene Ontology annotation, cellular component: plasma membrane. NCBI's taxonomy places the organism in Eukaryota, Ichthyosporea, Ichthyophonida. Gene Ontology annotation, molecular function: water channel activity.
AUGGAUACUACUCAGUUCAGAAAUAAGACCGCAAUUCGCGCGUAUAUUGCCGAGUUCCUCGGCACGAUGUUUCUUCUCUUCGCUGGUGUGGGUACCGCAUGCAGCUCCGCUUAUGCCUCACGCUCACACGUACGCGAUGACAGUUUUAUGGCAACCGACAUGGCAACCGACAUGGUAACUAACAUGGCAAUUAAUAUCGCGUUUGACCCUGAUCUUCCCAUGGUGCUUACCAUCGCUUUUGCAUUUGGUAUGGCCUUCAUGGUUCUUGUGUAUGGCACCACUCACAUCUCGGGCGGACACCUCAACCCGGCCAUUACGCUGAGCAUGGUUAUCUUCCGAGAGAUCGACCCUCUCCGUGGUGUGCUAUACAUAGUCUCUCAAGUGCUUGGGGCGAGCGUCGGUGUGCUCCUGGUACACCUUAUGUGGCCUUCAGCUGUCAGUGCCACUGUAGGUCUGAGUGCCAAUGCGGUUAUUCCCGCACUAUCACUUGCCCAGGCAUUCUUCCUCGAGUUCUUCGGCACGGCGCUGUUAUGCUUUACCUUUUUCAACACUUCCGUCGAUCCUCACGGCAUUAACUUUAACACCAACUUGGCGCCACUGGCCAUUGGAUUCUCGGUAUUUUUGGCCCACGUUGUGCUCAUUCCCUUGACUGGUUGUGGAAUUAAUCCAGCUCGGACGUUUGGUGCUGCUCUGAUCAGUGGCAAUUGGAAUCAUCACUGGCUGUUCUGGAUUGCG